AUGGCUUUGGCGAUACCAGAUGCUUUCAGGAACACAGUACACAAGCUGUGCCACUGGCACAUUAUGAAGAAAUACAGGGAACACCUCGCAUACCUGUACAACCUCCACGAAGACUUUAAGGAUGAAUUCACAUCAAUCCUCAACUGGCCCCUCAUGCCAACUGAGUUUGAGGCUGCCUGGAAAGGACUCUUGGAUAAGUACAACCUCCAUGAUGAUGCCAUGAUGGUGGCCAUGUGGAACGAGCAUGAGAGAUGGAUAUCAGCUUACUUCAAAGUAAUUUUUUGCGCCAAAAUGACGUCCACACAACGAAGUGAGAGCAUGAACGAUGUGCUCAAGAAGAACUUCGUCAGUGAGAGACAAAACCUCCACCGGUUUGUCAGCCAGACAAUUAAGGUUGCCAGCGUUCCAGAGAAAUACAUCCUCAGGAGAUACACCAAACGCCCGAACAUCCAGAAAAAGCUUGAGAAGCCAAGAGAAAAUGGCGAGGUCAGGGUCGUCAUGGACAAACUUGAACAAGAACUCGACGCCAUGCAUUCUGCUGAAAACGGAGGUGUCGCGGACAAUGAAGCCAUUGAGCAGGAUAUUGCUACAAUCUUAUCCGAGAUGAACCAUCUGGGAGCUAUUGACCCAUUCGAAAACGAGGAAGAGGAGCAACAGCUCCAGAGCUUGCCCAUGUGCACAGUCAAGAGCAGCAACAUGAUCACGUGCAAGAUCAUGAGCUUGAUGGUGCUGUAG
This is a messenger RNA of Aegilops tauschii subsp. strangulata, 735 nucleotides long. The record is from RefSeq and is a predicted model, not a curated record. Lineage: Eukaryota; Viridiplantae; Streptophyta; Magnoliopsida; Poales; Poaceae.